AUGCUGCCCGAGCCUUCCUUUACGCUAACAAUCCCCAGCAUCCACGACGGCACGGCGCUGGAUUGUCGAGUCUAUCACCCAGCCUCAUUGUUUGCAGGCGCGCGCAGCUCACAGCACGGAGCGGCGCCUUGGAAACGACAUGCGGCUGUUUUUGCACAUCCGUAUGCUCCGCUGGGCGGGAGCUUUGACGAUGGACUGGUAGACAUUGUGGCAUCGCAGCUGCUUCGCAAGGGGUAUCUGCUGGGGACGUUCAAUUUCAGAGGUGCUGGGCAAUCUGGUGGACGGACAUCGUGGACGGCUAAGCCGGAACGCGACGACUACAUCAGCUUCGUUGGCUUCAUGGCGCAUUACGUUCAUCGCCUCGUGUCGUCUGGCGUAACUGAGCAACAGGCAACGUCAGUUAGCCAGCGUCCUGUCUUGCUUAUGGCGGGCUACUCGUAUGGAGCCAUGAUAACGACACAAUUGCCGCCUCUUAAUGAGCUUCUGGAACGCUUUGCCUCUCCGGACAGUGGAUCCAACGCUGCUCAGAUUCGACUGCGGGCUGAGAGUUGGGCUGAGAAGCAGAGCCAAGCUCUACAGGAAGCUCGCGGUGCCACCACAGGCGGACAACAAAAACCCCACGGAACCACGAGCAAGUCAGCUAGUUCACAGGUGCCGGCAAAUGGCAAACUUUCGCCGGUAAACGGCUUCACCAUACCCCAGCCAGCCUAUCUGCUCGUGUCUCCACUGCAGGGCCUCGUUACGCAUCUUGCCACCAUGUCCUUGGUGCCGUCGGUAUUCGCGAGGCGAAGUCCCCCUCCGGACGAUGAAGCUGAGACUAAGCUGGUGCGAAAUCCCACUCUGGCCGUCUUCGGAGAUGGUGACAUCUUUGUCCCUGUGGGCAAGCUGCGUUCCUGGGUGGCUCGGCUGAGUUCGCAGCACGCAUCACAGUUUCGUGGACACGAAAUUGCGUCGGCUGGGCAUUUUUGGGCUGAAGAGGGAGUGUUGUAUUCCAUGCUAGAUUUGGUUUGUGAUUUUGCGGGUAAGCUGUACGACAGCAAUUAG
This is a messenger RNA of Trichoderma breve, 1044 nucleotides long. RefSeq lists its product as uncharacterized. The record is from RefSeq and is a predicted model, not a curated record. The transcript has 2 exons. Bases 1 to 1044 code for a protein of 347 amino acids. NCBI's taxonomy places the organism in Eukaryota, Fungi, Ascomycota, Sordariomycetes, Hypocreales, Hypocreaceae.